Molecule: messenger RNA, 9555 nt
Organism: Corythoichthys intestinalis (scribbled pipefish)
Lineage: Eukaryota; Metazoa; Chordata; Actinopteri; Syngnathiformes; Syngnathidae
Gene: kat6b
Product: K(lysine) acetyltransferase 6B
Exons: 17
Coding region: 1226-7438 (2070 amino acids)
Biological process (GO): positive regulation of transcription by RNA polymerase II; negative regulation of DNA-templated transcription; nucleosome assembly
Cellular component (GO): MOZ/MORF histone acetyltransferase complex; chromatin; nucleosome
Molecular function (GO): transcription coregulator activity; histone acetyltransferase activity; DNA binding
Source: RefSeq, a predicted model, not a curated record
AUGCAACUCUCCACUAUUUUGGCUGCAGGGAUGAUUUGCGAGUUUAAUGGCGAUAAAAGAGGGGCUCGCGCGUGUCUUCAACGCGCAACGCCGCGCGGGACGUUCACUGUCAUCGCCGAAAGAUCGGAAAGCACACAAGCGACCAUGCAUUUUUAAAAUUGCAUAACGAGGCGUUUAUGGGAAAUUAUCGGGGGGAUUAACGGUGGGGAAAGGAUAAAAAGGGAGGUGGUAGGUGGAGGUGCUGCUGGUGGUCGCCUUCACGACAAGCGUUCACACGUUUUUACUUCAGCCUUCCUCCCUUAGGAGUCAUUAAACGCGCCACAUUGGAUCGUUGUCCCACUUUUUUUUUUAUCGGCGUUUACGCCGUAAUGAAUCAUUUAAGAGUGUAAAAAACCCCAGUCACUUUAAAAGCGCGACCAACUGUUUCAAGGAGGAAUGUGUCGAUAAGGUGGAGCGAUGUAAUGAUGUUGUUUUCUAAAAUACUGUUCUCGUUCGGUUGUAACGCGGUGUCGAAUGACAACGGCGUCCAUUCGGCGUGCACGUAGGAGCCAACUAAACCAAUUUAGCGUGUGAAUUAAAACGUUUUCCAAGCUGUUUGCGAUAAGUGGUAAAGAAGCGACCGCGGAGCCACCUUAAGAGGCGGGUCAAGCGCUUGGGAAGUGACAGGUCAACCAGCCAAUGGCGUUGGCUCACUUGUAAAGAUUGACAGGUGCUUUAUCAAACCAGCGAUCGGAUGUCGCCCGUUCACAGCCAAUAAUUAAGUUGUUAGGGGAGGGCACAUUAGUGUCGGUGAGCUUUAAUGAGACUCCAUUGGAUUGUAAUCAGCGUCAUGUCGGAUUCGGUGUAAACUACAACAGUGUAACAAAAUGGCGACUGUUUAGGUGACGCCACUUUUUAACGCUGACAUUUAUAUGGCAUCUGUCGUGUGUUAAUUUUUAAUGUUUUUUUGGGGGGGGGGGGUAUUUCCCAGCUCGGGCUGACUUCGACUAAGAGAUUCGUGGUGGGACAAGAUCAAGCGCUUUCCUGCUUGUGGAAUUUAUCGUUGCCAACUUUUCCCCCUGAACGUCCGUUGUCCUAACAACCGGGAUUUGACAAGCCAAUUUGAACGGCAUUGUGGAACGUACCUUUUUUUGACCUCGCCAAAGGAUGUGGAUUUAUCCGGUGGCGCUUGGCAGCAGAUGGGAUUCCGCAUGGAUGGCGUUUUUGUGAGGCUCCCGGUCCAACCAUGGUGAAACUCGCCAACCCUCUGUACACGGAGUGGAUUCUGGAGGCCAUACAGAAGAUCAAGAGGCAGAAGCAGCGGCCCUCGGAGGAGAGGAUUUCCCACGCGGUGGGCACGUCACACGGACUGGACCGGAAGACUGUCCUAGAGCAGUUGGAUUUAAGCGUUCACGAUGGUUCUAUUCUCAAGGUUACCAACAAGGGGAGCACCUCGUACAAGGACCCCGGGAGCGCUGGGAGAGCCGGGUCAAUCCUGCCUCCCGUCUCACCAGUUCCGUCCAAGGAGUCUCUAUGGAGUUCCAGUGAUCUCCGACACCUGGAUUGGAAUAAGAUCCUUCGCAGGGCCAUUGAGGGCCUGGACGACACGCACGGUUCCUCACUCAAGAACAUCGAGCGGUACCUUCGGAACCAGGAUGACCUCGCCGAGGCGGCCGACAACCCGGCCUUCCGCCAGCGGUUGCGGCUGGCGGCCAGGCGCUCUGUCAACAGUGGCAGGCUGUUCAAAAAUGGCCCGCGGUACCAGCUUGGUGGGCGAGGAGGCACGGAGGGAAGGAUGCCCAGGUGGUCUUUAGCCACCCCUUUGCUGUUGACCUCGGUGACGCUCCUGCCCCAUGAGCGAGAACAGCUCCGGGUGGACCCCAUCCCAAUAUGCAGUUUUUGUCUCGGCACAAAAGAGUCCAACCGGGACAAGUGUCCGGAAGAACUCCUGUCUUGCGCCGACUGUGGGAGCAGCGGGCAUCCCUCGUGUCUAAAGUUCUCUCCCGAGUUGACCAAUCAUGUGAAGCGAUUACGAUGGCAGUGCAUCGAAUGCAAAACAUGCAGUUCCUGCCGAAUACAGGGAAAGAAUGCAGACCAGAUGCUCUUCUGUGAUUCUUGUGACCGGGGCUUCCACAUGGAGUGCUGCGACCCGCCGAUUUUCAGAAUGCCAAAAGGGACGUGGUUGUGCCAGGUCUGCAGGCCCAAGGAGAACGCAAAGAAGCUGCUUCACAGAAAAGCCGACGAGAUCAAACGCCGAUAUGCAAAACCCAUCGGAAGGCCCAGGAAUAAGCUCACGCAACGAAUGUGUCUAAGCAGUGGUGAUGGCUCCAUGGUGGCACUCGGAGGAAGGGGGUCACCUGGUAGGGGUCCGAAGUUUAGCGUGUGUACCUCAUCCGGUCAUGCUGCAUCUUGGAAGGACGCCAGAAGCAGCUUGACUGUUCCAGACGCCACCCAAUUUACCAUCCCAACCCCCACCUCCACCACCACCACCGUCACUCCCCUCCUCACGCCCUCUUUCGCCACUCCUGCUACGCUUGGCGUUAACAGGAAAACCAAAGGGCUCUUCGAUGGGCUUUCCAAAUUCUUCACCCCUUCCCCCGUGGGGCGUCGCUCGCGAGCCGUAGCCGCAGAGUCGCCCGCCAACAAUCGGUUAGGCUCUAGGGACGAUGCUGGUCACAAGAUAGCGCCCCCGUCUGCACCCCCCGCCCCCAUUCCGACGUCGCCGGGAUUUAGCCCGCCCUCGCAGUUGUCCAGCGGCUCCACAUCGGCUAACUCGCCCCAAAGCUCUUCCAGCCAGUCUAGUGUUCCCUCCCUGGGUAGCCUCUGCAGUAGCAGCCAGCUCAAGGGACUGUUUGACGGACUCUCGCACAUUUACGCCACUCAGGGACAGUCGCGGAAAAAGAGGCGAGCGUGCUACACGCCGCCCAAGCGAACGCAGCAAAAGCGGGAAUCACCUCACGCGUCCAAUGCGCAGCCCCAGCGCCUCGGCAAAAGCGAGUUUAGUAAAAACCGGCUCAGCUCCACGUCGGCCGGGCCGGGCCGACCCAGAGGACACGCUUUUAAGCUAGUCAGUCAUUUCAAGCGCAACCCCUUCCUUAAAAAACACAGGACGCUAGGCAGGCUGAGAUAUAAAGUGAGCCCCCCAAAGGGAGCCCCCUCGCCAGGCAAGGUUGACUUGACUGACGGAGGAGUUAAACCAGAGAGUAACCAUGGCCACAACGGGGAACUGCGGUUAAAGAAGGAAACUCGCGCCAAUUCAGCAGCCAUGUCCGGUGCGCACGUGACCGACGAGGAUGUGCAGAUGUUCAGGAGCGUUCGAGAAGUUGCUUCGCAGAGAACUGGUUGUCAAAGGAACACUGACUCCACACGUUGUCCAGUUGUCAUAGAAUUUGGAAAGUAUGAAAUACAAACCUGGUAUUCAUCACCGUACCCGCCUGAAUAUUCAAGAUUACAAAAGCUUUAUCUGUGCGAGUUCUGUCUAAAGUACAUGAGAAGCAAAAACAUCCUCCAGAGGCACACAAAGAAGUGUGGCUGGUUCCACCCGCCAGCAAAUGAGAUCUACCGAAAAGACGGCCUCUCUGUCUUUGAGGUUGACGGAAAUGUCAGCAAACUGUUCUGCCAAAACCUCUGCCUCUUAGCCAAGCUUUUCCUGGAUCAUAAGACAUUGUAUUACGACGUGGAGCCGUUCCUUUUCUACAUCCUCACAAAGAACGACCACAAAGGCUGUCAUCUUGUGGGCUAUUUCUCCAAGGAAAAGCUUUGCCAGCAGAAGUACAACGUCUCCUGCAUAAUGAUUAUGCCUCAGUACCAACGGCAAGGAUUUGGACGCUUCCUUAUUGAUUUCAGUUACCUUCUCACCAGGCAAGAAGGACAAGCUGGCUCCCCUGAGAAGCCGCUGUCAGAUCUGGGUCGCUUAUCCUACCUGGCGUAUUGGAAAAGUGUCAUCCUGGAGUACCUUUAUAGGCAGCCGGAUAAACACAUCAGUGUUAAAGGCAUAAGCAGAGCCACGGGAAUGUGUCCUCACGACAUCGCCGCCACUCUGCAGCACCUCGGCAUGAUUGACAAACAGGAUGGACGGGUCGUACUGGUCCGCAGAGAGCGACUCAUCCACCGUCACAUGGAAAAACUGCGGGCAGAUCGACGUCGUCACGAGGUGGACCCCGAUGCCUUGCGCUGGACGCGCGCCACUUCGCCCAACGCCGUCCUUUCCGAGGAGGAGAGGGAAGCGGAGAUGGAUGAUGAACAGCUGAAGAGCUGCUGGGAAAAAGAAGAGCAAGCGGCGACUAACAAACGCAGACAAACGCUCACUAAGAUGCACUGCAAAGUGCCCUACAGGACGUACGAGCGGCGCUACGCUCCAUCGUGGAGCAGACGUAUCCAACGGCCGCAACUCAUCACCGAUGAGGAAGAAGCGGGUGACGACGUAGACUCCGACGGCUCGCCGCCUGCCCUCGCGAAAGCGCACGCCGUGCUAGCGGCUAAGCGAAAGAGGAGCAUUGCGCUGAAGAAGCGGGGCCGUAAGAGAAAGAGAAUUAACAGCAGCGUCACAACAGAGACCAUCUCCGAGACCACCGAGGUGCUAAACGAGCCAUUCGACAACUCUGAGGACGAGGACCCCAUGCCGCUAUUGAAGCGCUCUUGCAGCGUGAGCGCCAUGGAAGAAGAGGAUGAAGAAGACAACAAGAGCCAGAUUCUGGCACCUGUUAAACGGCGGAGAGGUCGACCCAGGCUCAGGGAGAAGGCUCAGAGAGAAGAUCUUCAACACUGGAAUGAAGGUUCUGACAUUCUCUCCAAGAGACCCACCAGACCUCGUCCAGUCAAACGAAAGAAAGGCUGGCCCAAGGGAGUUAAACGAGGUCCCCCUAAGUGGCGCCUGAAGAACGAGCGAAAAAUGGGCUUCAAGCUGAACCUUUACACACCGCCCGAAACGCCAAUGGAGGCGGAGCAGCACCACACACAGGCAGAGGAGGCGCAAGGAGAACCGGACCGUGAGGUUGACGGCGGAAGGCCGGCCAGACGUUCGUCCAGAGUACCUUUCCAGUCCGAGCCCCCUAGCCCGGCUGACCGCUCGCUGAAGUCCAGUUCACCCGUUGGCUCGCCUGCCCCCUCUCCUGUUGCUGCGUCCCCUAGCAACAAAGAGGGCGAUGAUUCUCCAGAGCAUCGAGAUGAUGAACAACAAGAAAGUGAGCACGAACUGGACUAUCAGACCAAAGAUGCAAAGUGCAGCGUUGAAGUUGCUGCGUCACCCUAUAAUCACAAGAAGGAGGAGGAGGAGGAACAGAUGACAAGAAGAGAGGUGGAUGAUGAUGAUGGUGAAGGCAUCAAGAAGCCAGCAGAGGCAGAGAGCAAUCAGUCGGCGGUGCCACAAAGUUUUAAAGAAAAACCUGAAUGUUUUUUAGACCCCCAAGAAGAAGACGGUGACAUUAUGUCAAGUCAGCAGCUUUCUAUAGAAGACAAAGCCACCGUCUUGCAAGAAAGUAUUCAGUAUGCAGAGGCAGAAACAAAUGAAGCGUCGCCACCCCCUGCCGUCGAAGCGCUGUCUUCAGGAGCAGCUGCAGAUUCGGAUAAUGCCGCAGAGUCAGAGUCUGAAGAGGAGAAUGCGGCCAGUCCUCGAGAAGGUCCCGCCCCGCAACCACCCGUCAAGAGACCGCCCGUCAGUCCCGCGGUCAAGGACGGUCCCCCGAUCUGCACAGAGUUCGACUCUGAGACUGCGCAGGCUGUUCAGUCCCUGACGCAAGAGAGUGAGCAGGAAACGCUGUUCCAGGAGUGCGCUGAGAGCCGGGAACCCUGUAGGAACUUACACACCUACACUCCUGUCACCCCGCUGGAAGACUGCCCCCAGUCCGAUCACAGCAGCCCACUUUCAUCGGCCCAGUCACAUCCCAGCCAGUCGGUGCGCUCCGUCAGCAGCCCGGCCGUGUCCAUCCUGGAGACCGGCUACCCGCAAAUCAGCCCCGACCACAGUGCCAUCUCUGUCCCAUCCAUCCACAACAUGGAGACCAGCCCCAUGAUGGACGUGCCGUCCGUGUCAGACCACUCACAGCAGGUGGUGGACAGCGGCUUCAGCGACCUGGGCAGCAUCGAGAGCACGACGGAGAACUAUGAAAACCCAAGCAGCUACGACUCCACCAUGGGGGGUAGCAUCUCCCAGGGCAGCUGCCCCUACGGGGGCAUGCCGCCAAGCGGACUGGCUCAGAGCAGCUGCGCCGUGAGCCAGCAAAUGGCGGCCGUGAACCCGGGCGGCUGCGGCUUGAUUCCGCAAAACAGCCUGAGUUCUCCGCCGCACUGCAAUGUCAAGUCACCGCAGGGUUGCGUGGUGGUGGUGGAGCGGCCCCCCAGCGCCAACCAGCACAGCCAGCGCGGCACGCACAGCCAAGCGCAUGGCAGGCACGGCCCCCACAAUCAGCACAGCCAACACAAUCAGCACGGCCCCCGCAAUCAGCUCAGCCAGCACUCGCAACACAAUCCCCUCAACCAGCAUAGUCACCACCACAAUCACCACCUGCAGCACAAUCAGCUCAGCCAGCACAAUCAGCACACGUCGCAUAACCUCCACAAUCAGCACGCCGUGCCGGACGGCGCCACCCAGUGCGCCAUUCCCGCCAACUUUGCCGCCGCCGUGCAGCUGCCCGACAUCCCGGAGUCGGGCAAUCCCAACUUCGCCCUCUACGAGAGGAUCAACCACCAGAGCGAGUACGCCGGCGGGCACUACCCGCAGUCGUCCGGCCUCAGCCUGGCCAAGCUGCAGCAGUUCACCAACACAUUCAUCGAGCACCCCCACUCGCUACCCUUCAACCACUCGGCGUCGCACCCCAUCACGUCGUACGCUAACACCCCCUCGCAGCACUCCGGCCUGGUGUCCCUGUCGCAGACACCGCACCGUGUUCCUAACCCCCAGGUGCAGGCCGCCAUGACGCCGCCCCCCAGCCUUGGUUCGCCACCGGCCGUGAUGCUCCAGCGCAACAUGGGCAUCCCGCCGGCGCAGCGUAUCCAGUCUCAAGUGGCGGGCAAGACUCACGUGUCGGCGCGCUCAAAGUCGGCGCCGCUAGCGCACCACCACCAGCACCAGCAGCAGAUGUACGCGCGGCAGCCCCAGGGCGUGGCCAUGCAGGCGCCGACCCGAACUCUGGCGGGCAUGCAGCGCAUGAACAUGAGCGUUAACAUCAUGCCGGCGCCGGCCUACAACUCCAUGAACAUGCCCUCGCUCAACCCUAUGAACGGUUACGGCAUGAGCCAGCCCAUGAUGAACAGCGGCUAUCACGGCAACCACGCCGCCUAUAUGAACCAGUCGCCCCAGUACUCUAUGCAGAUGGGCAUGAUGGGAACGCAGCCAUACCCCCAGCAGCCCAUGCAGGCGCCGCCGCACGGCAACAUGGUGUACACUCCGGCCGGUCACCAUGGCUACAUGAACACGGGCAUGUCCAAGCAAUCGCUCAAAGGGCCUUUCAUCAGGCGGUAGCCCACCGUCGCUGCGUGUUUCCGCUUUAGAUGCACUGAUCUGGCCUUUGUUUUUAGUCGUUGUGUGAUAUUCGCUACUCACAAAAAAGUUGGAGGGAUUGUGCUUCCGGGUGAAACAUCAGGAAAUAACGCAUUUCCAUUGUUCCAGUCAACCGCACUCAAACAUUCUAUACAGAAAUUGAUUUAUGAACUAAACAGUGCAGGGUUGAAAUAAUAGAGAUGCAUUAGGCGUGACGCUACGUGACUGAACAUUCAUGUAGAAUACACAUGACCACGAUCUGGAAAAAUCACUCAUCAAUGCACUUCCAAUACUUCACUUUCCUAACGUUACUAAGGUCAAAAAAGGAAGCAUGCUUAACCACAGUAUUGGCGACAAGUUGGAACUGAUAGCAAGUUGGAAUCGGUCGCAUUCCCGAUAGACGAUCGUCACACUUUUAGACCUUCACAGAAAUGCUAAAGGUAAGGUAAGAAAAAACUUUUAGAAUUAUUUUUUAAAAACUACAGUGAUCCCUCGCUACUUCGCGCUUCAAACAUUGUCACAGUAAAAUCAACACAGGUUUCAAAUAGGUUGGUACAGGUGGUGAAACAAGGAAAAAGGUGGUGCUUACCAUUGAAGAGCAAGAUGCAAAUGAUAGAAAAACGUCAGCGUGGGGUGCGCAUCCAUGAAGUGGCUCAACAAUACAGCCUCCACAGUUCUCAGACAACCUCCGUUCGCCAGUCUUUAUAAGUUAAGGUGACAAUUAUUAUUGCGGUAACAUCGCCAAAGAAAUCGCCAGCUUUGGCGGGUUUUUAUCAAUUAUUUUAGAACUUGUCCAACACAACAUGCCUCCUGUCCGUCGCAGUUGACGUUGUUCUCAACAAAAUAUUAAAAGUGAAAGUACACUCUGAACCGCACCGCUCCCUCUCCCUGUCACGUCAGCGACACGGCGCGUUUAGGUACAGCACGCAAAACACGCCCGCCACAUUAGAACCAGAUUCGUGACAUUAUUACUGGAAUUACCAUUAUUAUUAUUUUAUUAUUCCGUUUUUUAUUAAUAAUUUAUUUGUUCUACUAUGUGUAAUUGUCAUUUGUAAUAGUGCCAGCAGUAUUCAUUAAGCAUUUAGUGUAGGUUUUUGGGCUGUGGAUCGAAUGAAUACGACCAUUUCGACUUACAAACAAGUAUCUGGAACGAAUUAACUUCGUAUGUAGGGGUACCACUGUAAUAGGUUCUUUUUGCCUGCUUCUUCCAGUAAGUCACCACUGGGGGGAGCAAAGUGCACAUAGCAAAACCAAAGAAAAACGGUAGAGUCCGGAGUUAUAAUAGUGACUUCUUGUGGACGGAUGAACAACAUAUCAGUUUAGAAAGAAAUCACACUUAAAAAGUAGUUAACUUGGGAUCAAGGGACAGAACACUCCCCGCAAGAUGUCAGCCCUUAACUAACUUGCAGAAAUACCACCUAAAACAAACGAUGCAAUACAAUAAGUGCCCGCAGCAUAAGACACUCUGAAACAUAGGCAGAAGAAUAUGUGUACAUGUUUUCUCCGUGAGCUUUUGAAAAAUAAACAUAUUGGUUAAAGUGCACUCCUGUGGAAAGAAACUUCAUCAUAUUCAAGUUCAAAGACUGAUAUUUAUAUACAAGUUAAAAUAGCUCUGUGAGAAAUUCAUAGCAAAGUUAAUUGAAAGUUCAUAUAAUUAAAAAAAAUAAUCGAGAAGUUAAGAAAUUAAUACAAACUAUGCAAUUUUUUUUAACUUGCCUCUUAAAAGAAUCGAGAAUAAUUUGGUAUCAGAAUCGAAACGUGUAAUUGGAACCAGAGCUGUUCAUAUUCAAACGAUGCCCAACCUUACUCCUGAAGCUUUUCUUUCUCACCAGGCAGCUGCAGCUUGUUAAAUUAACGAUGAGUGACAAGGGAGCUGCUUUGAACUUGCCAGACAAGCUUAAAGAGUACUACUUUUCAAAGGUGCCAACUCGUUUAACUCAUUGUGUUGUGUUCUGUGCUGUUCUAAGCAGCAUGAGUUGAUUUGAGAAGACUCAAUCAAUUAAACAUUUAAUAAAGAAUUAUACUUUGGGGGAAAAAAGGGGAAAAAACAUGUCUUACAUGUAUCUAUUUCCAAUGCUAAAUCUAACCCCCCCCCCCCC